Cryptotermes secundus is the source of this 2311-nucleotide messenger RNA. Its product is annotated as ras-related protein Rab-37. The record is from RefSeq and is a predicted model, not a curated record. Gene Ontology annotation, cellular component: endosome; Golgi apparatus. Gene Ontology annotation, molecular function: GTPase activity; GTP binding. The transcript is spliced from 8 exons. The coding region runs from base 285 to 1142 and encodes 285 amino acids. Lineage: Eukaryota; Metazoa; Arthropoda; Insecta; Blattodea; Kalotermitidae.
UACUGCCUAUAUUCUUCGCUCUUACGCCGGGCGCUCGCCUUCUCGGGGCGUUGGUCCCGAAUAUCUCGCAGACGACGAGAUCCCGCUUGUCUGCCGUCAGAUGUUUUCCAACGACAGGUGACUUAGACGAGCCUCAAACUGUAACGGGCGGCAUCAGUCAAAGCACCGAAGUCAGGGGCACGCAACAUGAGGCGGCGCCGCUCCUCCUGACUAACCUACUGACGAGAGUGAAUUAACACAGUCAGCCUAACAACGCAUCUCCAAUUUUGUUUCAGUUUUUUUCGAUGUUAGUAGCAGGGCCUACAUCUUCAUCACUGAGCGUGAUGACGACGGAUGACAGUAUGAGUGACGACGUAUUCGAGUCGCCAGAAGACACAGCUAUGACGGAGAGUGGAGGGGGAGGAUCAGUUAGCAAACAGAUGAAUAUGAUGUCUGUUCCUGGGCAACACUCACAAUUAAAGACACCGUCUCCAACAGGAUACCGCGACUAUAAGCCUCCUGUUGAGAUGCUAAAACUGUACGAGCAACAGCAAGAAGAGUCUGAACAAAUGGUACACAAGACAAUUUUGCUGGGGGACAGCGGAGUCGGGAAAACAUCUUUAUUAGUGCAGUUCGACACAGGGAAAUUUCAGACUGGGACGUUCUCAGCUACCGUGGGUAUCGGUUUUACGAACAAAGUCGUGACGGUGGACCAGUCAAAAGUGAAGCUUCAAAUCUGGGACACAGCAGGUCAAGAGCGCUUUAGAAGUGUUACACACGCUUACUACAGGGAUGCACAUGCCUUACUCUUGUUAUAUGAUGUUACGAACAAAACGAGUUUUGACAAUAUCCGAGCAUGGCUUGGCGAGAUUCGAGAAUAUGCCCAGGAUGAUGUGGUUAUCAUGCUGUUAGGUAACAAAGCAGACUGUGGAUCUGAAAGAGUGGUACGUAAGGAGGAUGGGGAGCGGCUUGCAAGAGAGUACAAUGUUGCCUUCAUGGAAACAUCAGCAAAGACAGGACUCAAUGUUGAACUUACCUUCAUGGCCGUUGCCAGGGAGUUGAAAUUCAGAAAAAGUGGAAACCCAGAUGAGUCAAAAUUCAAUGUUCAGGAUUAUGUCAGAGAGCAGUCACAACGUGGUUCCUGUCCACCUUGUAACACAUGAACCAGGAGAGUUGGAAGCUGUAAAAUGGGUUGGAAAUGUUGGCAAUAUAUUCUCUGAGAAAAAACAUUUAGCCUGAUAAAUGCUAUUUGUGGUCACCUGACUUACAAAUCAUGCAAAUAGAUACUGGUUACUGUUUUAAAGUAUACAGUGUCCCAAAUGCGCAUUUACACUCUUCGUAUACAAAUGACAGAAUUGAAAAUGUGUUUAUAAAUUCUGCAGUGGUCAGUCAACUAAAAACCUGGAGUGGUAAAGAGCCUUAAGAGGAAGGAUUUUUAUUUGAAAUAAACAUGUAAUAUAUUUGGCCAAAGGGUAUUAUUUUAUUGGUAAAAUUCUGAUAUUUUUACAAAACACAGUAUUUUUUUGAUUACAAGUUCAUAAUUAUAUAAAAUUUAACCACAUAUUAUUAACAUAUAAAUGACAGAUAUAUUUUUAAAACUCACAAUAGUGGGUUAUAGAAUGUUUCUUGCUUCUUGCAUGUCUUGCUUUAAACAUUCUGAACACAACAGGUGUGAUCACUUAGGACCAAUUAAGAAAUGGCCACGAAAAUCCUACCCUGGUCAUAUAUAUGUAAAUAUGUAAUAGAGAAACAGUUCCCAUAAUUUGGUCUGUAACUGUGGGCUUCCAGUAAGUGUUGGCAUCUCACAUAAACUUUACAGUGCUGCUGUAUUUGCUCAACUGUAAGCCAGUGUAAUUAAAAACUAUAUGUUUCCCAGGCUAAGAAACUAGACAACAUUUAUAUACAAAUUAAAAAUUACUCUACCAUUAAAUGUACCCUCUCUCUCUCCUUUGGUUUUUUUUUUCAGAUUUGUAAGUAUUAUAUUUGAAUAUGUGUUUUGAUACAAGUUUUUUAAAUUUCUUUCAUGAUGGAGGAUCUUUUGUGUAUUUUACACUAGGUCAUAUAGCAUACUACAUCCCAGCUUGAUGCUUAAGUGUGAAAUGUGACAGCUGGAAACAAUUAUAAACAGUACAUGAUGUAACACAAUCACCAGACAAGAUGUAUUUUCAUGCCAGUACUUAAACAGUAUUGUGUUUGGUACUCUAAAUGCUGGGAGUAGAAGUGCCUGUAAUUAAUGAACUUGGUUGUUAUUAUCAGCACUGACCACUCACCUUCAGCUAGUGUCUAGGUCAAGAAAAUGUGGAUCUAUACAUCCACUCCCCCAUACAUCUUC